CUCCUUUUCUCUGCUCGCAGGCAAACACAAAUUGAUAAAGAUUCUUUGGGAUGUUGAGCGAACUCUUGCCCCCGCCGGCCGCAGCCGAGACGGAGGCAGCAGACGGAAAGGAGGCUGCCAGAGGGGAACGAAGGCUGCGGCACAGACACUGGCAGUGGGCACGACCACAGGUGCGCAGCCUGACACACAUGACAUGACACCCCUUUGCAGUGACACAUGACAUGCAGCUGACUCCCUCCGUUGCGUUAAUUGCAGGUUGAGGGCCUGGGCCCCUCUGCCCGUGGCGGGCACACGGCCACGCUUGUGGGCGGGCGUGUCGUGGUGUUUGGCGGCCACUGUUACGCGGGUCAGGGUGCCGAUGUGGCCAAGAAGAAGCUCAAGGCGCCCCCUGUGGAGUCUGCGAGUGUGGCCAAGAGCAAGGGGUUCGAGUACUUCAACGACGUGCACGUGCUGGACGUCGACGCCAACCAGUGGAUAGUCCCCAGAUGCAGAGGCACGCCGCCACAGUCAAGGUAGGUGAGACAGACAGACAGACAGAGAGAAGGAAGGAAGGACACCGGACAACGAACGUACCCUUUGUGUGUGGCCAUUCAGGUAUGGCCACUCCGCGACUCUUGUCGGCAGCCGCAUCGUCAUUUUCGGCGGCAGGGGGAUCGACGACACCCACUUCAGGGGUGAGAGAGUGAGUGAGUGGAAGGGUACACAAUUAAUCCACCCAGCCACCCAGCCACCCACCGUGCUCGGUGCAUGUAGAUUUGCACGCCCUGGAGACUGUGGGGAGCGGCAAGGAGGCGCAGUCGCCCUCCCUCGACCCCAACACGGGUCUGCCCCUGCCCAUCACCAUCACAUAUACGUGGUAUCAGGGCCCAUGCUCGGGCGGGACGCCGCUCGCGAGAAUGGGACACUCUUGCUCUCUGGUCUGUCGGCACGGCACACCAGACGCCACACGCCACAGAGGCCAAUCAUUGGGAUGGAUGGGAGAAGAGACAGACAGACAGCCUCACCACAUGUUUGGUUGCCCUUCUUGUCGUCGUCAGUUUGGGUCUCGCCUGUUCAUUUUCGGCGGUGUCUGCGGCACCACCUUCUUCGGCGAUCUGCACUGCCUCGACCUCGCUUCGAUGGGUAGGUAGCUAGCUAGACACGCCCGCAUGGCGUGGUCCAAAUGGGGAGAGGGAGGAAGAGACAUAUAUGUAGUUGUCGGGGGGCUGGUGCAGCUUGGAGCAUCCCCGAGACAAUCGGGCCCCGCCCGUCGCCGCGUACAGGUCACGCCGCACUCAUGGUGGGUGAGAAGCUCGUCAUCCACGGCGGGCUGUGUGCGGGAUCGCCGCUCACAUCCAUCAAACGAAUCGCGUGAGUGAGACACACACAACACAACACAACUCACACGCGCAGCGCGGCGCACAUACAUUGACAGACAGACAUGAAUGGGUGCUGGUCUGGUCUUGCUGUGUUGUGUGUAUCUAUCAUGUGCAAUGCAGGUCCUCUGACACGAGCGGCACGUUGCUGUGUGACUGUUACCUGAACGACAUGCGUGUGCUCGACAUCCCCAACCUCGUGUGGUCACGCAUACGCACCACCGGCACGCCGCCAGCCGCCAGAUACGGUCGGUCGAUCGAUCGAUCGAUCCGCCGCUGAGAGAGACACUCGAGACACGACACCAUACUACACUACAAGCGACAACACGCAUGCCUUUCCCUCCCUCCCUCCCUCCCUCCCUGUCUCUCUGUCUCUCUGUCUGUCUGUGUGUGUGUGUGUGUCUGUGUGUCUGUGUCUGCAGGUCACACGAUGAUGCUCUCUGAUGAGGACAUACUCAUAUAUGGCGGGUGGGGCGGCGGCGUCAAGCGCAGGUUCGGUGGCGGGGGCAAGUCGAUAACAGGCGGCAGCACCUCCCGCCCCGCAUCACAGCAGCACUCGCCGCAGCAGUCGACCCACCGGAGGACACCGCCAACCGAGGAAAAGACAGCCGAUGACAUCUCACUCCUCAGACUCGGUGCGUGGUGCGCUGCAGUGCGCUGGCUGGGAGGGAGGCUUGGAUGGGACACCGCAGUGACCGCACCGCAUCCGUCUGCUCUCCGGGCCUUUUGGUGUGUUGUUUGUGCAGGUGAUAUGCGUUGGUGCCGUCCCCCGUUCGUGGGAAGCCUGCCGGCCAUUCGAUACGGCCACUCGUGCACCGUCAUCGGUCCGCACCUCGUGAUUGUGGGCGGCUGGGACGGAGGCAAACCCCUCAACGACAUUCUCGUCUUCAGAGACAGGUAGGUCCCUGCCUACCGUGCCGUACACACCUGGCUGGACGGACGAUGGGUGGUGGGCAUCUGUCUGUGCGUGGCUUGUCGGUUGGUUGGUUGGUGCAGGGCUGUUGACUUCGAAGACUCGAUGAUGGGGCAUCAGGAGCACCCCGAGCGUGAACACGAUGAGGGAGGGGGAGAGUGGGAAGGAGAGGGAGAGGGGGAGGGGGAGGGGGAGGUUGAAAGGGCUGAGGAAGCAGCGGAAGAAAUGCAUGCAGAUGCAGAAGAGGACGCGUGAGUGAGUGAGUGCGCUCUCGAUGGAUUGGACGCUGUUUGUGGUCCUGUGGAUGGAUGGAUGUAUCUAUGUGUUUGUAUGGGAUGGCUGCACGGCACCUGACGUGCUGGCUGACGAAGGAAG
Messenger RNA from Vitrella brassicaformis, 2643 nucleotides. The record is from the annotation of a GenBank genome assembly. Lineage: Eukaryota; Vitrellaceae.